This is a messenger RNA of Amphiprion ocellaris (clown anemonefish), 2212 nucleotides long. RefSeq names its product ATPase H+ transporting accessory protein 1b (gene atp6ap1b). NCBI's taxonomy places the organism in Eukaryota, Metazoa, Chordata, Actinopteri, Pomacentridae. The record is from RefSeq and is a predicted model, not a curated record. The transcript is spliced from 10 exons. The coding region runs from base 40 to 1392 and encodes 450 amino acids. Gene Ontology annotation, cellular component: proton-transporting V-type ATPase complex.
UCACGUGAUCACAGCGUUGCGGAAAAGCUACACGAAAAAAUGGCAGAACCGAGGUUCUCCGGAAGGUCGCGAUUAGCAGCUUUUAUUGCGGUUUUCGUCGCUCUUUUCACUUCAGGGAGAGCCACUUCUCAAGUGCCACUUCUGUUCUGGUCCAGUGAUGGUUUGCCACCACUGGCCUCAACCACAGCCGGUCACAUCACAACCAAUGACCAGCUGAGUGCCUAUUUCACCUCUGCCUUUGGCUCUGCCUCCCACACUGUGCUGCUGUUCCUGCAAGACAAGUUAAGCAAAGAUGACUUCACGGUCUUUGGUGGAGUUUUUGGAAACAAGCAGGAAAGUGCCUUUAAAAACCUUGAGGCAGCACUGCAUUCUUCUUCCUCAUCAUUGGCAGUUCCAGCAAUGGAGUGGACAGACUCUUCUGUCAUCCUGACGCUGCUGCAGGAGAAGCUCGGUGUUUCCCCUCUGCUUGUAGAUGCAGACACUCUGUCACAGCUGAGCAUCAACACAUCUGUCAGCAAUCUGCUGCUGAUCAAUUUGCCUUAUUGUACAGGUUUACACAAGUCUUGCAAGGAGGUUCUACAAAACAAUGAUGAGAUCAUGGGGAAGGUGCUGAAUAUCAUGAAAGCCAAAGAUGUCCCAUACACUGCAAUAUACACUGGACUCCAGCCGUCACGAGUGAUUUCGGAAACAUCUGUGCCUAACCAGUCAGUGGGCCGGUCAUUGCUACAAGCACCUACACCUACACCUGCACCUGUGACCCCGCCCAUCAUCUAUAACCAGUCAGGUCCUUGCAUCAUGCUGUGGGCUAAGAAUCUCAAUGUCAGCCUUCCAGGCAAUUCAUCUUGGAUCGACCUGGCUGCAGACAGACCUUCCUUGGCAGGAUCCAUGUGUAAUGAGACUGACUCACUGCUUGUGCUCACUUAUACAUCUGGCCUUGUACUAAGGUUUGCCAUGAGUAAUCGCCGCUAUCCUGUGUCUGCACGACACUGGUUCACUCUGGACACUGUGGAGCUGCAAGUGGAUGGUCGAACUGCAUCUUUCAGUGGGACACGCGGCAUAUAUUCCCCUGCAGAGUAUUCCUUCCACUGCCAGUCCGUCAGCAGCUUCCAAGAUGCCCUGCUCGUCCCAGGUUCCGGUCAAAAUGUAUCUCAGUGGAGGCUCAAUUUUGUCGACUUCCAGAUUCAGGGCUUCGGUUUGACCAAUGGAACAAAUUUUUCCUAUGCCAGUGACUGUGCAGGAUUCUUCACCGCAGGGAUUUGGAUGGGGUUGCUGACCUCACUGCUCAUGCUGCUAAUUUUCGUGUACGGUCUGCACAUGAUCAUGCAGCUAAACACCAUGGAUCGAUUCGAUGAUCCCAAAGGGCCAUCGAUUUCAGUGCCUCAAUCGGAGUGAAACACUUCUCACGCACGCACACACACACACAAACACACACACUCACACUCACACACACUCCUCAGUCUCCCAGUGCUUCGUAGUAGAUUGGGGACCCAUGACAGUCUUCCCCCCUUUCCUGUGUUUUUCUUCCAAUAUAUUUGCCAGGAAAACCAACCUUUUCUUCCGAGAUGCUCUGCUGUGGUUGAUUCUCCAAAAUCUUUUCAAAUGUCUGUUUGGUCACGGUUAUCUUGCAAGGCACAUUCCAUUUUAUUUCUCCAUAUUAAAAAGUGCCAAAAUAGGAUGCAACUUUUUUUUUCCAUCAAUUUUGAGUGCAUGUGCUUUAAGAUGAUUGUGUGCCCAUGACAUGAAGAAUUUGCACUCUUACCAGAGAGUGCCUUCUUUGCCAACAUGAAUGUGAUCACUAAAUGCUGUAGGACCGUUUCAGACCUCAGUUCUUACUUUACUUUUUCUAGUUUAACUGUAAUUUAAAGACUAAUAGUAAUGAAAGAAGUGCCUUUGUAUUAACGAUUAUUUGUAAUGAGCUCUGAAGUGUUGCCUUAAAGAAGUGUGCUAAUACUUCCCCAUGGAGUUAGCUCUGUUGUCACUUGUUAUGGUUAAAUCACACAUGUACACCAAAUACAAUCCAAUGGGAAGUAAUUUAUUUAUAUAAGAAAGAGUUUUUCUUCUUAACCUGCUCCUUAUGUUUGCGUCAGGAUCAUCAACUAAUUUAAUGACUGUGCUUCGGUCCUGCUUUUAUUGAGCUUACUGGUGUGCAAUUGCCACAAUAUGUACAGUACACUGUCUGUAAUUGCAAAUAAAGAUAUCUAUAAAUUGUCAA